GUGGUAUAUAUAGUAUGCAUAGGAGUAAAAAGAGAUGCUCUGGCACUCGUAGAGGUCUGCGGGUCUGGUUUAACCUAGAAGUCCGUGGUCAACCUGCGUUAGACAUCUGCCGAAGUAGCCGGCUUUAUUGAAUUCACCCAAACAAGAGGUUGGGCUCCGGUUCAAUAGACCAAAUUCCAUAAGGGACAAGAAAAAGGAUAGAGAUUCGAUUAUAAAUAUAUUUUAUUUUACGUAUACGAUACACAUGCCAGUGCUGUAAGUUGUCAUGGCUGACAGGGCAAAAUUUUAUAAAAAAAGAAAACCGGGAAAUAAAGAAAAACGAACUCGAAAGGUAAAGGAAGCUGUCGAAAACUCUACUGAGACACGCCGAGAGGAGACAAAUCAUGAUCCGGACCGUAGUCUGGACAUUGGCCGGAGUGCUGAUAUUCCAUAUUACGGAUGGAGAUUGUUUUUCCCUGAUAAAGAAUAUAAAGCCAACUGUGCUAUCGUAAAGCACAUUAAAGCUAUAGAAGCCUUCAUAGACAGGCAUGAAGCGUUAUCUUCAUUCACAAUGGCAAAUUUUGAAGCAGAACUGCCUUUUGCCAUUGAUAUACGCAAAUUGUACAAUAAUGAUGAAUUUAUGGAGCAAUGGCCAAAUUUUAAGGAUGAGAUGUAUGAGGAUCCGAUAAACGCGUUAAAUUGUAUAAAACUUGGUAUUCAGCAGAAACUUUUAGAAACAGUACCGGACAAAAACUUGCAGUACAUUUUGAAAUCUAUUAGCACUUUACCAAACAUUAAAUUAAGUAUAUUAAAUUAUGAACCACUCAUAUGUUUGCGAGAUCUUAAAAUAAACUGUUAUGGAAAAUUAAUCUCUACCAGAGGCUGUGUGAUAAGAGUUGGUAGAGUAAAAUAUCUUGCGCAGUGGGUGGUAUUUGCCUGUUCCAAAUGUCGUCUGCAAAAAUUGGUGAAACAGCAACAAGAAAUGUAUACGCUGCCAAAAAAGUGUGAUGUCUGUGGCGUAUCGAGAUUUUAUCCAGUUUUAGAUUCGAUUUAUACAAAAACUGUUUUAUGCCAAAUAAUCAGAAUACAAGAGCCAUUGAACGAUGAGGAGAAUAAAGGUAGAGUACCCAAAGUACUGGAUGUGGAACUUCUGGAUCAUUUAGUUAAUAUCUGUAUGCCUGGCGAUGAUAUAACACUUAUAGGCAUCAUCCAGGUUCAAGGAGCCGAUGAUGGUACAAGUAAAAUACAAGUUGGGACUCCAUUUUCGUUAUAUAUGAAAGCAAUAACGGUUAUCAAUAACAAACAUAGGUAUCAAAAUAAAAGUUCUAUGAGCACUGAAAUUUCUCUAAAAAAUUAUUUGGCUAUACAGGAUGUACGUAACAAACAAAAUCUUUUUGCAUUGUUAGUGCAUUCAUUAUGUCCUAAUAUAUAUGGACAUGAGAUAGUCAAAGCUGGAUUAAUAUUAAGUUUAUUUGGAGGUAACGUAAAACGUGCACAAUUACGAGACGAUAUACAUAUUCUGUUAGUCGGAGAUCCUGGUCUUGGAAAGUCGCAGAUGUUACAAGCAUGUGCUCGAGUAUGUGCAAAAGGUGUAUAUAUUUGUGGCAAUUCAAGUACAUCCUCGGGAUUGACGGUAACGCUUACGAAAGAAACUGGUUCGAAUGAUUUUGCUUUAGAACCCGGUGCUUUAGUUCUAGCAGAUCAAGGUUGCUGCUGCAUUGAUGAAUUCGACAAAAUGUGCUCUCAGCAUCAGGCAUUGUUAGAAUCGAUGGAGCAGCAAAGUAUCACUGUUGCAAAGUCAGGUGUAAUAUGUUCCCUUCCAGCACGGAUAUCAAUUCUCGCAGCGGCCAAUCCUAUCGGAGGGCAAUAUGACAAGAGCAAAACGAUAACUGAAAAUCUGCGUAUUAGUCAACCUAUUCUCUCGCGUUUUGACUUGAUUUUUUUAUUAUUAGAUAAACCAAAUGAGCAUUUUGAUAAUCUGUUGUGCAAGCAUAUCAUGACUGUUCAUAGCGGUUCACAUGCAAAUUCCAAUGAAGAAAUGAUAAUGUCACCAUCGCCCAAUGAAUGUACUUUGAGGGAAAAACUGACGUUACCAUUAGCCACUGAGAUUAUACCACAGCUUACUCUUCGAGCCUAUAUUUCCUAUGCUCGAGAAUAUGUGAAGCCAAAAUUAUCCGUUGAGGCUGCAACAGUAUUGCAGAAUUAUUAUUUAGAACUUCGAUCAAAAAAUAAGGAAUUUGGUAGUCUGCCAAUAUUCAACAGACAAUUAGAAGCCAUGAUUCGAUUAACUGAGGCCAGGGCGAAAGUGGACUUGCGUGUGGAAGCAACUAAAUCAGAUGCGUUGGAAGUAAUAGAGAUAUUGCAAAGUACAAUGACGAAUACAGUAGAAGAUUGUUAUGCAAUGCCGACAUUACAUUCUGAUGGCAAGUUGACAAAUAAAAAGAUAAAAAUAUUUAUAAAAAUACUGGAAAAGAAGGUGAAUGCAGAUAAGGGACAAAUAUUUUCAGUGAAAGAUUUGGAAGCGCUUGCAGCAUCUGGAAAUAUUUUAAUAAAUGAUUUCACUAUGUUAAUUUCAAAAUUAAAUGAGGAAGGUAUUUUAUUAAAAAUUAGGAAAAAUACGUAUAAAUUUAUUUACACUUCAUAA
This is a messenger RNA of Vollenhovia emeryi, 2623 nucleotides long. Its product is annotated as DNA helicase MCM8. Lineage: Eukaryota; Metazoa; Arthropoda; Insecta; Hymenoptera; Formicidae. The record is from RefSeq and is a predicted model, not a curated record. The transcript has 15 exons. The coding region runs from base 266 to 2623 and encodes 785 amino acids. Gene Ontology annotation, cellular component: MCM complex; nucleus. Gene Ontology annotation, molecular function: single-stranded DNA binding; single-stranded DNA helicase activity; ATP binding.